Caenorhabditis remanei is the source of this 4767-nucleotide messenger RNA. RefSeq lists its product as uncharacterized. Gene Ontology annotation, biological process: cell-cell adhesion. NCBI's taxonomy places the organism in Eukaryota, Metazoa, Nematoda, Chromadorea, Rhabditida, Rhabditidae. Gene Ontology annotation, molecular function: protein binding. The transcript has 18 exons. Bases 1 to 4767 code for a protein of 1588 amino acids. The record is from RefSeq and is a predicted model, not a curated record.
AUGGGCUCAAAUAACGGAGGCGAGGGACAACCCGCGAAUUUUGUGUGGUAUCCACGGAAACUUCAUCUGAAAUUAUUUUAUAUCCAGCUGUCCAAAAUUAAUGACUUACCCAAAGCCUCAGAAGAAUUCUUGUCGACAUCGAUUAUAUCUCUGAGUAACGCUGCUGGAGCCGCUGUUGACGGUGAUCGUGAAGAUCCACCUUCGCUAAAACUGGUGGUCUUCGAAGACGGUUACAUCCUACUAAUCAUCGCAGUAUAUCUGUCUUCAACUAAUGCCAACACGCGGAAACAUCAUCGACGAUCGACUGAAAAUGACCCUCGAAGUAUUGGAUUCCAAUUCGAAAUAGAACCGCAGCUGAAUGUGGCAGUAGCAGAGUCAUCGAGUCAUUUGCUUGAAUGUAGUUAUGUAUUGGCACAUGAAAGAUUCGUUCAAACUGUUAAAGUUGAAUGGAAACGGGAUGGAUUCGUUCUCAAUGAACGAUCGUCUUCUAGAAUAAAAGUCAUGUCCAAUGGAUCGUUGUGGAUUGAGUCGAUGAGUAGUGCAGAAGAGGGAACAUAUCAAUGUGCUGUCCAUGUCAGCACAAAAAAUGAAUUGACAAUCGACACGUGGACUUUUUUAAGUCGAAAAGCCACAUUGAGACUGGCAGAUUUAGCAAAGUUCGAUUUGCAACCUGUUGAUCGAACUAUUGCAAAAGGACAACCAACAGCAUUUCAUUGUCUGAUUAACUCCAAGCCUACUCCAUUAGCCGUGUGGUUGCAUAACGAUCAACCAAUCACUAACGGAGGAGAAUACCACAUUUUACCAGUGUCGAACACUUUGGAGAUUAGUUCAACGCAGUCUCGUCACGAGGGAACUUAUCGGUGUACGGUAGAAGGAGCUGGGAAGAGAAGAAGUAGUCAAACGGCACGACUAACUGUUACCACUGGAGACACUUCAAAUGAGCUCAGUUUCAUUACGACACCGCGCCUACAAGUUGUGGAGAACGGCGAUGAAUUUCUUCUCGAAUGUCUUGUUGCUUCAAGAAUUCGACCACAAGUCAGAUGGCUUAAAGAUUCUCGUCAAAUAAUAGUGGAUGGUGUUCGUAUUCGAAGAGUUGGUGUCUCCUCAAUUGUUGUCUCUCGUGCUUCCAUUGAGGAUACUGGAUUGUAUACAUGUCGAGCAUCAAAUAAUGAUGACUCUAUUGAUAGAGCUGUCUCGGUUGAAGUACGCGCUCCACCCAGAAUCACAACUAAACCGGUUACAAAAGUAGCAGUCGAAACUGCUGAUGUGGAAUUAGAGUGUGGAACGGCAUCAGCAAGACCGGAAGCUCGUGUAAAUUGGUAUAAAAAUGGAGAAGCGAUAAUUGGAAGUGAAUAUUUUGUAAUCGAGCCAAAUAGACUCAGAAUUCUUGGAGUCGUUCGAGCGGAUCAGGCAAUCUACCAAUGUAUCGCAGAGAAUGAUGUCGGAAGUGAACAAGCCAGUGCUCAACUUCUUGUCGACGCCCCAGGACCCACAUACUUGGCUAGUCGUGGACAUCAUACCGCCAGAUUGAAUUCCAACGAAACAGGAAAAGGACAAGUUUUGUCUGACGAUUCGUCGUCCGUAGCAGCUUCUUCCGGAGUUCCAAUGACUGCAUCAGCUCCAUUGGGUCUUCGAUCCACAUCUUCCGGAUCUCGUUUCAUCAACGUUGAAUGGGAUCCCCCAGUUCAGAGAAAUGGGAAUAUCAUGAGAUAUCACGUAUUUUACAAGGAUAAUUUGAUUGAUAGAGAGAGAAUGAUCAAUUCGUCUAGCACAUCUGCCACGCUAACAUCACUUCAGCCGUCAACAAUGUAUUUAAUUCGAGUAACUGCUGAAAAUGAAGCUGGCAUGGGAAAGUUCAGUGAUUCUCUUAAAGUCACGACUAACAAAGAACAAGCAGUUCCUGGGAAAGUUACAUCAUUAACUGCCACUGCUACAGGUCCAGAAACAAUUGAUAUCCGAUGGAGUCCUCCAUCAGGUGGACAACCGGCUCUUCGGUAUAAAAUCUACUAUUCACAUGAUCCAUUGGAGAAGAACGAAAAAGAGACAUUGAUUACUACAUCAACUACUCACUACACACUUCACGGAAUGGAUAAAUACACUGGAUAUCAGAUCAGAAUCGAAGCAGAAGGAUCCAACGGUUCUGGUUUAUCGAGUGAUACAGUUCGUGUUCGAACUCAAUCAGAUGAACCAUCUGCACCUCCUGUAAAUAUUCAAGCGGAGGCUGACAGUUCAACAAGUGUGCGUGUUAGUUGGGAUGAACCAGAAGAGGAAUCUGUGAAUGGAGAAAUAACUGGAUAUCGAUUGAAAUACAAGACAAAAGCACGUGGAGCGAAAGGAAACACACUCGUAAUUGAUGCAACUGCACGAGAAUAUACAAUGGGAAAUCUUGAUUCGAAUACACAAUAUCUGAUUCGAAUGGCAGUUGUAAAUCAUAAUGGAACUGGCCCAUUUUCUGACUGGGUGGCUGUUGAUACUCCAGGACAAGAUAAAGAAGAGAGAACACUCGGAGCACCUAGAGAAAUUCGUCCACAUGCUGGAAUUGAUUAUAUUCUUGUCUCGUGGCUUCCACCAGCUGACGAGCAGAAUCUUGUGAGAGGAUAUCAAAUUGGAUGGGGAUUAUCUGUUCCAGAUACCGAAACUAUUCGAGUAACCGCAUCAACAACUCAAUAUAAAAUUUCAAGAUUGAAUUCGGAACGAGAUUACGUAAUUUCUCUUCGCGCUUUCAACAAUCUUGGAUCUGGGUUUCCGAUAUACGAAACUGUCCGAACACUAUCUCGUGAAACUCCCCAUUUCAGUGAGGAUUCAGAUUCGGAUGAUUCUGAUGGUGCUCUGGGAUCUUCUGAAUCAACUCCUGUAGGCUUGAGAACAGAAGCAGUUUCGGGAACUUCCAUUCGAGUUAUGUGGACAGAAUCAGAUGAAUCUGCUUUCAACACACAGUACACUGUAAGAUAUAGUACUGCAGUCGAUGGAAAUCAACAUCGAUAUGUGAAUAGUACGGAGACGUGGGCGACUGUUGAAGGACUCCGGCCCGCUACUGAAUACGAAUUCGCAGUAAGAGCUGUUGCAUCGAAUGGUCAAUUGAGUACAUGGUCAAUGGCUACUAGGAACCGCACUUGGUCAGCACCGCCCAGUUCAGCGCCCAGAGAUCUUACCGUACUACCUGCUGAGAGUGGAGAUCCACAUUCUGCAAGUCUUCAUUGGCAACCACCAAAGUACUCGAAUGGAGAGAUCGAAGAGUAUUUAGUCUUCUAUACGGAUCGAGAAUCUCUAGCUGAUAAAGACUGGACAAUUAACUAUGUGGCCGGUGACAAGCUGUCACAUCAAGUCAGUAAUCUACUUCCGAAAGCCAAUUAUUUCUUCAAGAUUCAAGCAAGAAAUGAGAAAGGACAUGGACCAUUUUCAUCGAUUGUCGGAUACACUCCAUCUGGGGGUGCAAUUCUUUCAGGAAGAGAUCGUAAUUCUCCACGUGGACAUGGAUCUGCAGCUGCUGGUGAUUCGAUAUCUCUUGUCGAGCAGCUUCAAUCAAUCUUCACUUCGAAUCCACUCUAUCUAAUGCUUCUCAUCGCAUUUGCAUUGAUCUUAAUUCUCACUCUGAUUCUGAUUAUUAUGUGUUGUUUGAAACGUUCAAACAGUGGUGGAAGAAAGAAUGGAUAUCAAUCAGCAAAGAAAACCAGUGCCAAUGGAGGAGUUGGAGGUAUUGGUGGACCACCAAAUGAUCUGUGGAUUAAUGGAACUGGAAGUCAUAUGAGGGCUGGAGCAUCUGAUUAUAUGGUCGAUGGACUUGCAACUGCUCAUUUAACUGCUGCAGACAUUGAAUCGCCGACACCGAGAUAUCACCACUUACAAGCAGAUUCCGUUUAUGGAUCCAUCCAUGGUAGUGGCGUUGGAGUUGGAGCGGGAUCUGGAGAAUCCCAUCCAACAACAAGACCACCACGCGCUCCAAAACGAAACAGUGGAUCGAGAAGUACUCCUAUGGCUCAAUCAAUGUGUUCUGCAAUCGGAACAACUGAAGAUGAAGACGAAGAGCCUGUUGAAUCGCUUGUGGCAACUCGUGUCCGAAUAGAGAGACCUGCAGUAAGAGCGAAAGCCGUCGUUGCUGGAACUGUGAAGGGUCAAGGAACACUCACACGAAGUUAUCAUCAAAGUUCUCAAAGUCUAGAAGGACGACAACGAACACCUCAAGUGGUGUAUACCGGAACUGGAAGACAUCAGCCCAUCCACAAAAUUGACUUUGAUAACAGUUUAUAUGGGUCGUCGUCUGCUAUUGGAUCUGCAUCAACACCACCACUUCCUCCAAUGCAAGCCCCUCCAUCAGGGCCUCCCACAGUUAUUGACGGAUACCGUACUCUUCGUGGAACACCUCCUAAUUCGGCGAACGCGCUCCGAUCAUUCACUCAACUCUCCGGAGCCACACCCCCACCUCCUCACUCUGCCCCGUCGUCAUCAUCACGGCCAACAAUUAUUGCAGCAGGAGGAAGACAAGUCCCUGUUGGAAGAGCAGCGGCUCAACCACGUGUCAAUGUUGCCAAUAUUUAUAGUCAACUGGCAUCAUGCUCAGCUUCUUCUGAUGCUGGAGAAUCUGAUAAAACUGGAGUUGAAUGUAUGGAAAUGAGAGAAACGACUCCAAUUAAAACAAUUCCUCCGGGUGAUAAAACCGCUAACAACAUGCUGCCGUCUCAUUCCACAGAAGAUCUCAAUGCUCAUCUGGAAAACCUUGACACAAUGUUAGAUGACUUACAAAAACUACAAAGCAAUUUUAAUAAGUAA